CAUUUGGCCAAUCGCCCUUCAAUAAGCAGCUUUUAACAGCUACUGAUCACACUGUAUGGAUGUAUCUGAAACUACACAGAAACAAACUCCUGCUGAUACAGGUGUAGAUACAGCUCAGAAUUCCAUCUCAGCUUCCAUGAUAACUUCCACCACUACCAAUCAGCAAUCUUAUAUGCCUCUUGAUAAUCAUCCCAAAACUACAUUCCACUCUCUUGGUAGGAACCAUCCUCCCACUAACACUACUGAACUCAACACUACUACCGCUCCAUCUUCUGGUGUCACAGGAAAGCCUGUCAAUGCCAACUUACAACGCCUCAUUACUGGUGCUGCUGGAAUCUCCAAACGCAAACUCAAACCGCUGCUUCCUACAAAUGGUCUUACUAUUGUUGAGCAGCAUUUUCAUCAUAUCGCAAAGGAUAAGAACCAGGUCAUUAUGGCUGUUCAUGGUAACUUGCGUCUACCACCACAAGCUAAACAUAUUUCAGAGCAUCGCAUACUCGAUCUUCUUCGUUUAGCACAGGCUCAGCAUUAUCGUCUUUGCUCAUAUGUUGAUUAUGAAACCCAAACUGCUCAUCUUCUUGCUACCAGGGCUGCUGAUCUUCAACCUCCACUUCGUUUUGUUGAUCGUAUUGAUUCCACUACUUGGCUUCAGACGCUUAACGACGAAAUCAAUACCAAUUUUGAUGUUACAAGUCAAACCAAACCGCUAUGGCGCAUUGCCAUGACUGCCCCAAAAGAGUGGCGAGGAGCGGGUAUUUCUUUUAAUGACACUUUGGUUUCCACUAAUGAAAAUUCCAAGUCUGAAACUGACGACACAAGAGCAAAAUCCGCUAGCACCAUGCCCUGUUUUGACAUUGUGUUUACAUUCCAUCACUGUAUUGGUGAUGGUUUGUCCAUGUGGGCUUUUGCACGAUCGUUUUUUGAGCUGGCUACAGCAGAUGUUUUGAAUCAGAAUACUUUGGAUCUAAAAAAUGUUUUGGUUAAUUCUGAUCCUCCACCACUAUUGGAUAAUUUAAUCAAGGCCAAUACGCUUGAAAUUAUUCCUCCUGCUGCGGGUCUCAUUCGCCAGCAUCUUCGAAAAGACAUUAAAAACAAAUUCAAAAAAUUUCAUCUCUCUGAUGAAAUCGAUCUUGGCACGCCUUCUCUUCCUAGUUCUCCCACCACUCCUUAUACGACAGAGCCCAUGUAUGCAACCGGAGUCAAAACUCCCAAUACACUAGCACCAACUAUUGAGAUUAUUCCACCUUCUACUGAAAACUCUUAUGUAGUUCUUGAAUCGACUGCAUUUUCUGAAAGCCAAUCUCAACUGAUACAUGCUCCGUGCUAUUCAACUGUCCUUUCCACCACCCCGCGUACAAUUCUAAGACUUACCAUGUUUAGUGCCGAGUUUUCCAAAGACCUUCGUGCAGCAGUCAAAAAGAACAAAACAACUGUUGCGUCAGCAAUGAUUGUUGCUGCACUAGCAUCUACGCGAGCAGUGUAUGCUAAGCAGUCUAAAUAUCUUGGACUACCUCUUCCGACACAUCAAGGAUGGGUUGUGACCACAUCGAUGCGACACUUGAUUCCUGGAUCACAGCUGUUGAAUGGAGUGGACAAGAAAGCUGACCCAUCUACUCGAGUUUUUGGUGGAUAUGGUGGUUCCAUUUCUGAUCCAUCCAUGCGGCUUACGCCCAAAGAUGAUCUUUGGGAUCGCAGUCGACGCGUCAAGAAGCGUAUUGGAUCUGGACUGUUUACCUCUAUGCGGCGAAUGAAGCUGACAAACUGGUGUUUUCGACACCCAAAGGUUUGGAAUUUUUUGUCCAAAAAAGCUGAUCUGGCCAAACUCACUCGAACUAUGUCGGUGGAAAUGGCAAAUUUGGGGGCAUGGGACUAUGACUGUGCACCCCCUGAUGCAAAGCAAGAAGAUGAACGGUUUAGACUGAACCGAUUUGGUGGGACGUUGAAUUCGUCGUUUGAAGGGUCAAGAGCAUUGUUUUCGCUUGGAGUGAUUACAAUUGGAAAUGAUAUGAGUGUUACUGUUGGAUGUGAUCAGGCCGCAGUUUCUGAUGCUGAAUCAGAAUGUUUUGUGAAUCACUUUAAUACUUGUUUGGAUGUGAUGCGAAAAAGUACUGGCAAGUUAACCCUAGCAGACUUGGAGAAACAAAUGUCAAAAUGAAUGAUUCUUAUUAAUAAAAUAAACAACGGCUGUAUUUCAGCAAGUG
This is a messenger RNA of Batrachochytrium dendrobatidis JAM81, 2201 nucleotides long. RefSeq lists its product as uncharacterized. Lineage: Eukaryota; Fungi; Chytridiomycota; Chytridiomycetes; Rhizophydiales. The record is from RefSeq and is a predicted model, not a curated record. The transcript has 4 exons. Bases 56 to 2155 code for a protein of 699 amino acids.